CAAAAUUCCAAGCGUCUUUGAGCAUAUCCGCAUUGGGGCACGUGUGCGCUUGGCACACAAGCUCGAGGUCCAAAGAGGCUCUGCUUCGGUGCACCUGUGCUGGAGCUACGCUGAACAGGCGUGAGCAAUGACCGACAUGAGCAGGGAGGAGAUUUGCUCGCAGCUGCGGCAGGCGCUGGAGCUGCGGCGCAAGUACUGCGCGCCGCUGCAGAAGCAGUCAUCCUUCCCUAGUUCCUCCGGGCUGGAGCUCAACUGGAAGGAUGGACUGAUGCAGGUGUGCGAGAAGAGCAGCGAAACACCGCUGCUUCAAGUUCCAAGCUUAGACGAGUACUACAGCGACAUGACUCAAUUAUUUCAGAUACGAUCAUCUGGGCCUGUGUCCAGCUACGCGUACCAGAGGUUGAGACUGCUGCAGACAAAGUUCGAGUUGUACACCAUGGUGUUUGGGGAUCAGGAGUCCCAGGAUGCCAUGGACACUGGGCAUCGUGAUUUCUACAAUGUGAGGAAAGUGGAUACCCACAUCCAUCACUCAGCUGCUAUGAAUGCAAAGCACCUGCUGCGCUUCAUGAAAAAGAAGUUGAAGCGCUUCCCCGAGGACAUCAUUGAUGAAAAGAAUGGAGAGAAGCGUACUCUCCAAAAGACCUUCGAUGACAUGGGCAUUGGCUGGACGGAUCUUUGCAUUGACAGGCUUCAAGUGUGGGCGGACAAAAGCUGCUUGCACCGCUUUGACCGCUUCAACAACAAGUACUCUCCCCUUGGGCAGAACGAGCUGCGCACGAUUUUCUUGAAGACGGACAAUGCCGUGGGUGGCCGCUACUUGGCAGAGCUGACGAAGGAGCUGAUCUGCGAUCUGGAGGAGUCCAAGUAUCAGCACGCCGAGUGGCGCCUCUCGAUCUACGGACGCAAGAAGUCUGAGUGGGACAACCUCAGCAAGUGGGUACUCGGUCGUGCUGGCAAAGGCACUGACAAGGCCCUGCUGUCACCCAACAUCAUGUGGAUGAUCCAAAUCCCGCGGCUGUUCGCAUUGUACAAAUCAACGAACCAGCUGAACAACUUUGGAGAGAUGCUGGAGAACAUUUUUACUCCCAUCUUCGAAGCCACAUUGUUUCCUGAGAAAUAUCCGGAUGUUGCUGAGUUCCUUCAGCACAUCAGCGGCUUUGAUACGGUGGACGACGAGAGUCGCUCCGAGCGGCCCGUGGACCGGACCUUCUCGUCCAAGAGCCGGGCGCCGCCGGAGUGGGACAUUGCGGACAAUCCGUCGUACAAGUACUACUCCUACUUCAUUCAGAGCAACCUGCGCUUGUUGAACAUGCUUCGGCAUCAGAAAGGUCUGAACACUUUUGCGUAUCGCCCACACGCCGGAGAGGCGGGAGAGGUCCAUCACUUGGACACCGCCUUCCUGCUAGCGGAUGGAGUUAAUCACGGGCUGAACUUGCGGAAGUCCAUGGGUCUGCAAUAUCUUUUCUACUUAGCGCAAAUCGGUCUGGCAAUGUCGCCGUGCUCCAACAACCAGCUGUUUUUGGCCUAUGAGAAGAGUCCCUUUCCCGUGUACUUCGCGAGGGGCCUGAACGUGUCCUUGUCAACCGAUGACCCGCUCAUGUUCCACCAAACCAAGGAGCCUCUGAUGGAGGAGUACAGCAUUGCGAAGCAAAUUUGGCACUUUACUUCCGUGGACCUUUGCGAGAUUGCCAGAAAUUCAGUGCUGCAGAGUGGCUUCCCUGACGAGAUCAAGGCGAGCUGGUUUGGAACUACGGACUUUGUGGACGAGAACAAGCCGCCAUCCACCAAUGUGCCAAACCUGCGGAUAGCCUACAGGAGGCGCACCUACAAGGAAGAGAUGAGCUUGCUUGAGGGCUGCGCAGACGCCGCUGGGGAUGUGGGAGCAAUGUGCAAUCUUUUGCUGCUCUCACCUUCUAAGCGGCUGGAAGAGUCAGAGCUGCCAAGCUUUGGUUUGGACUCUCCCAGAAUGCGUCCAUACCCGGCCUCUUUGCCAGUGCCCGGCGAGGAGAAUGCCCUCGAAGACCUGGGCAGUCUGCUGGACAGCUCUGUGCAGCAAGGCGGCCAAGCGGAUCUGGGCGAGCAGGUUGAUUGGGCAGUACAGCGGAACAAUCACGGUGGCUCGUGCACGAGCAUGAGCAAAAUGGCCUGCGAGGCCAUCCUGGAAGGACAAACGAGUCGCAAGAAGUCGUCCGAGUUGAUCAGCCACAAGGGUACAGCAGCUCUGCCGAACGAGCAGAGUGGGUUGAUGACCGAAAAGGCGAAGGAUGAGCUCCUGAAUCGAAUAACCGCCGAGAUCCGCCACACCCAGCCAAGUCGCGACUCUUUUUCGGCCGUAGGCCUUGCCGCUUUUCUGGGCUCUGUGGGCGGAUUUGCUGCUGCGUGGUUCAUGCAACACCAGUGAUGCAAUACUCCCCUUGUCGCCUAUCUGCGACCAGGGAGUGACUCCUCUUGCUGAUCGGGCUGGAGCUCCCAAGACAUGACACCCAUCAAAUGCCAAAGGGCUGAGCUUGGCACAUCGAUUUUGCGUGGCAUCGGUUGACUUGAGAGCUUCGGGAUGCUUCUUUUGCGCAGUUUCACUCUUGUUUGCCAGAGAUAAACGCGGUGAGUGCGGUCUUCUGCGGCUUGCGUACAGCCGCGAUGUGCCUACUCAACCUCAGGUUGGCAGCCAA
This is a messenger RNA of Effrenium voratum, 2669 nucleotides long. NCBI's taxonomy places the organism in Eukaryota, Dinophyceae, Suessiales, Symbiodiniaceae. The record is from the annotation of a GenBank genome assembly.